GAGAGAGAGAGAGAGAGAGAGAGGCGGCCUCCAUCUCGGUGCAGAAGUGGGUAGAGGACAGUUCUAGUCUUUUAGCUUAACUGCACUAAAACACGUUGAUUUGGUCUCAGUGGAAACUGAAAGGCACCAUCAGCUAAAAGAGGGGGUUUAUCAGGACCGAGGAAAUGUCCAGACUGUUCCGAGCCGUGAUCAUGGGUCCGCCUGGCUCGGGGAAGGGCACCAUCUCGGAGCGGAUCGCCAGAGGUUUCGGCCUGCAACAUCUGUCCAGCGGCGACUUCGUAAGGGAGAACAUCGCUGCCAGCACGGAGGCUGGAAAUUUGGCUAAAACAUACAUAGAGAAGGGUCUACUCGUGCCAGACCAUGUCAUGACCCGCCUGCUGCUUCCCCGACUGGAGGCCAUGACUCGCCACAGCUGGAUCUUGGACGGCUUUCCCCGCACUCUAGCACAGGCUGAAGCUCUGAACAGUACUUGUGAGCUGGAUGUGGUCAUUAGCCUUAACAUCCCCCUGGAGACACUGAAGGAAAGACUGAGUCAUCGCUGGAUACACCCAGCCAGCAGGAGGGUGUACAACAUGUGCUUCAACCCUCCUCGUGUGCAGGGAGUGGACGAUAUCACCGGAGAGCCUCUAAUUCAACAGGAAGACGACAAACCAGAGGCUCUGGUUGCCAGACUGAGGCACUACAAAGAUGUGGCGAAGCCAGUCAUAGACUUAUACAAGGCCAAAGGAAUUCUGCACACGUUCUCAGACACAGACACGGAUCACAUCUGGCCCUACAUCAGCUCUCUCCUGAGUGCCAAGAUUCCAGCUGAUCGAUUGGACGCACAGAGAGCCUCAACCCACUGAAGGAAUUGUUACAUUUUCAAUCACCAGUAUAGGGCUGCUUCAUCUCACAUCACCUGCACCUUCACUUCGCUUCACACCAGCCUUCAAUUCUUAAAGAACAAAGAAAUGAUCAUUAUUGGCUGCUUCUGUCACUCAUUGACUUUCAAAUAGCUUUGGUUGUGAAAAUCAUUGGUCAAGUUUGCACCUCAGCCAGUAACAAAGACCUGGUUAUUAGUUAUGUUUUUGCCUAUUUCCAGGAAGCACAGCCAUAAAUGCUGUUGAUUAAGAGUAAAUGAAUAUUCAGAAAUUUUAAAUGAAAGAAAUCGAGGCUCACUUUCUCAUAUUUACCCAGUGUAGUAUAUAAGUAAAUACAAAGUAAUCAGAUGUAAAUUAUGAAUAUAUGUGACUGCUGUGAAAGGGAAUGUCUAGUAGUUUAACAUCACACUCAGUCCAACAUUCCAAUGACUUGAUUUUGUACCUUUUCUUGAUACUUAAGAUGCACCUAAAGCUUACGCUGCUUUCUUUAUUAUGGUGAAAUUUUCCACAACAAUAUGUGAAUCCUACAGUUACUGAGUGUGUGUACAGAUUUAAAUGAGACUGUAUGUGCAGUCUCUUCAGGAGACUGUGAUAGAGGCAUAAUGUCAGCUGUGAGAAAUGUAAUGGUUGGUCAUUUGGCUCAUGACACUUGGACCAACAGACUUUGAGACAAUGUUACAUGUAAGGAAUGCCUUAAACACUCAUUUGGCAGCACAGCAUAGAACACUGUCUAUUACAAGUGCCACAUGCAGACAAGAAUGACUGAAGUAGCACUUACAAGUGUUUUAAUGUUUUAUUUCUAUUCGUUAGUGUGUCCUAGCCAACAUAUAUGGCAAAUAUAUGUAAAUUUAAGAUAUAUUAUGUCAUUCAAUACCACAUCAUUUUGAUGAAGAUAAACAGUUGUAUGUGAAUAUUUAAACACCCAAAUUCAUCAAAUGACAUGUUUUCUUGAUUUUCUAAGAACACACUUGUGCACAUUUGAACACAUAGUUAGUGUAUAUUUGCUCAAUUUAACAUACUGGGGAGUUUGUGUGCCAAAUAAAUGCCACAUUCUCUACAUUUUUCCCUGUAGAGGAUGUGUUAACUUAUUUUCACUUUGAAAACCUACAAAAUCAUUUGACCAGAUACAGCUAAGUCUUUUCUCAUCAUAACAUUGUGAUUGUAGUUCAUCUUGGGCUGCACCAAAUCCCAGCCCUGAGCAUCUGAUUGUACAAUCACCUGCUGAAAAAUAAACAAGAUAAUCUUCUUUAACCACAGUGUCAGAGCUUCAGCUUCAGAGAGAGAGAGUGUGUACAGUGCUCAUCAUGUAGCUCAAAAUGAGAGAAAAUACUGCUUUACCUCUGAAAAAUAUACCAUGUCUUCAAGAUCUCUCUCUCUUUAUCGGUCUUUGUGCGAAAAGACAUUAAAACUGCAAACCAAAGGUUGUAAAUUGUUGAGGGCUCAUGGAAACGUUUUUUCGCUCCUCCGCACCCUCCUGCUGUGCAGUACCACACCGGAUGCCUUGUCUUUAUAUGGGUUCUGAAUCUGCCCUUUCCAAAAGAAAUAAACAUAUUUUUUCAAAAAUGAA
Molecule: messenger RNA, 2427 nt
Organism: Pygocentrus nattereri (red-bellied piranha)
Lineage: Eukaryota; Metazoa; Chordata; Actinopteri; Characiformes; Serrasalmidae
Gene: ak4
Product: adenylate kinase 4
Exons: 6
Coding region: 165-845 (226 amino acids)
Biological process (GO): nucleobase-containing compound metabolic process
Cellular component (GO): cytoplasm; mitochondrion
Molecular function (GO): AMP kinase activity; ATP binding; nucleoside diphosphate kinase activity
Source: RefSeq, a predicted model, not a curated record